AUGCACACCCAGAAACGAAAUGAUGGAAAACGAAAACGAGUUUUUGGGUUUUGCAGGUUCCUCAAGGAUUUCCCGAGCACACAGACGUUCUACUGCGAGAAGUACUCAUCGGACGCGGCAAGAUGGAAUCUCUAUCCGAAUCUCAAUUACUCGGCCUUGUUCUACGCGAUUGUGAAUCUUCUAGAUGUGUUUCCGCUCAUCACAACUUCUCCACAGGCGAUUGGGGAAGCGAUUCUCGACACAAUAAAAGCUCUAAUGAUAUUCCUCGAACGAGAAUCUCUUGAGCAAUUGCCGAUACUUCUAGCGAGCCAAUUGGGAGUUUUUCCGAGAGAGCUCGACAAACAGAUUGUCCAUUUGAUUGCUGAUUGUGUGUUCCCGUUUGCAAUCAAUGACGAGACAUUCGUGAAGUCGAGCGUCCCGGGAGUUAUUAUGCUUGUCUUGCAACAAUCGCAUGAUCCAAGUUUGCAUACAUGGAUUGUUGAAGCUGCCAUGAAUUGUUCGCCAAAUGUCUAUCAGGAUUUGCUGCAAGUAAUUGCAAAAGGGACGUGUGAGAGCCGAGUUGCCGCUGCAAACUUGCUCUUCCACUACUGGCCGUUUCCGAAUCCGCAAAUCCUGCAUAGGAAGACAAUUCAAUAUCGAGUUCACGCAUGGAGAACGGUUCAGUGUCAAUCGACGGCGUGCACCGACAAGUCGACAAGUGUCAAGCGAUGCUAUGAUCCAGUCGUUUGUGCGGAUGUCGCCGACACUUCUCCGCCAAUCUUUUUGUGCAAGAAAUGCGCUGAACAGGUUACCGGCGAACGCAAGGUUGUCACGCAGCACAUCGCACAACCGAUGCCGGCAAGUAAUGCGACGUGUCAGCGGCAAGAGUGCCAGUCGCAAUCUCGACUGGCGGUCGUGAUCUGCUGCUCGCACGAAUGCACACGAGGACACAAUCAUGUGCCAAUGAGACUUUGUCUUGAUUGCACAAAUCAGAUUCAUGGCGAUGAUAGCGAUCACCUGCGUCACAAAGGAUCUGGAAUCGUUUGGGGUUCGAAUGAUCAAUGGCCGACGGUUGAGAGUAUUGUGAAGCUUCUUCGCGAAACGACGACGUUUGAAAGUUCGGAAGGUGAAGGGAAAAAACCGAAAUGGUUGCGACAAUUGGAUGGAGGAACAUCGAUGGGAAAAGAGAUCGACAAAAUGGCCGAUGAACGAAGAAUGUUGAGUCGAUUCGGGGUGUGGUUGAUGGCAGCAUUGUGUCCGCCAAACGAACAAGCCGAUCCCCGUGCAAUUGGCUACAUAAUGCAGAAUGUGUUUCAAUGGUUCGCCACUACGGCACUGCUCCCAAAUGACAGCAUGGGAGCCAGUUUGGAGCAGCUGAAAACAGAUUUCAUUUGCGAUUGGAUAAAUAUUGCGAUGAAAACCCAUAAUAAUGUGUUCAUUUCUUCACUUUGUGGAGUUUGCGAAGAGCACGAUGGUCGGCCGCAUAUCGAACGAAUAAAAGAGGGCCUUGGAAGAUUGCUCGCUCUUAUGCCGUAUGACGUGAUCUCUCUCGAGACUUGGUCACGUGUGAUGCCCAACUGGCUCGAAUCGAUUGUGAAUGACUGUACAGAAGAUAACCAGCCCGAGCUUAAGGUUCUGCUCUGCAAAAUAUUUGAGCCUGACCUGUGUCCGCUUCCAUUCGAGACUCCUGAUGUAUUCCGAUUCAUGACGAGUCGACUCGUUGGUGAUGACUACAAUGAGAUGUUCAAUGCUCUCCAAUGGUGGCAUCAACUCUCGCGACUCGAUAUCACGAUUCCGAUGGGAAUGGUUCUUGACAAUUUCAUACAAUGUUUGACGAAACUCAAAACAAUUCAAAUUCCGCCAUUAUCGGAAAAUGAUUUGGAAGAGGAGGAGAUGUCGGUUCACGUCGUUCUCGUCGACGUUCUCGUUCUUCAAAUGAGAUUGAACGAUGUUGAACGAUCGUGUGCUUCAUCUGUAGUCGAGCGACUAUUUGAAUGCAUUCAACUUCUCAUCUCCAUCCCGAUUCGAGCAUCUGAGCAUCAAUGUCAUGAUCCGGAACUUGACGGUUUCUCGGAUUGUUCACCUUGCCAACAGGCGGCUUUUGUUCAGCAGAUGGUCAUGAAUAUUGUGCAGAAAGUGUGUCCGAAACGAGAGGUCGCCAUUAUCACAACAGUUGACGAGGAGCCGUUGUACGAGGAGCAGACGAACAGCACACCGACAGGUCACUCGAGUUCGAUGCUUUCGCCUCUGUCGAAUCCAAGUAGUAAAGGAGUGUCGCCGGGUCCGACGACGAUUAACAAAGGAUUUGGGGAAGAGUUUCAAGCGACGAUGUGUGUGGCUCAAGCAGUCGAAGACUCGGAAGAAUGCGAGUUCGUUGGCAUCUUGCCGGCUGAAGAGAUGGAAGUCGCGAUGGCUGAAGCAGUGCUGCACGAUGGCGGAGAAACGGCUCAAAUCGUCACCAGUACGACUGUGCAGUCGAACAUCAAAGGGCAGAUCAUUAAUACCCCGCAAACGCCUAUCCAAAAACCGGCGAUGUCCGAUUUUUGGGUGACAUCGGUGGGAAGAUUCCGAUUCAGUUUCGAGCAACUUCCCGCGCAGCUCAAAAUGAUACAUUCGCUGCUAUCGAGUCUCGACACUGUUCUCGAACCGGAUGUCGAAUUCUUCUGUAUGACCUCGUUGAAAUAUUUGUGCCUUCAUUGCGAAGCGUUGAGUAAUGCGCGACGUGAACAUCGCGGCUUUCUGAUUUGGACGCAGGAGAAUCAAAUGAUUCCGAAAUUGUGGGAACGCCUUCGAUCGGAUUAUAUUCAGGUCGGAGAACUUUCGACACAUCUAAUGCUCCAUGCAAUUACGCUACCAUGUGGAGAAGAAAUGUUCUGGAAAAUGGUUCAUCGAGAUUUCACUUCUCCGCAAUGGAAUGUGCGAUUCGACGCGGUUGGAAAGGCUUAUGUGAUUGCCCAAAUGAUGAAAACGGCUCCCGUCAAAGCGAACAAGGUCGUACAAACGUCCCUUGCAUCAGUAUUUUACCACUUUGUUACUUCUCUCAACGACCCAAAUCCCGCAGUUGCGCAACGCGCAAUAAUUGCUUUGAGAGCUAUGCCUACGCAUACAUUAAAGUUGAUGUGCAUGUGCUUUGAAGCUCAAUUUGAUCAUUGCAUCGUUGAUCGACCAUUAAUAAUUCAUGCGAUUACAAUGAUCGCAACUCUUCUUCCUGAUCAGACAACUCUUACUUUUGACUUUUUUAUUCAGAGAUUCGAAACAUUAGUAUUGGAGAGUCAAUUGAGUAGUCAGAGUGAAGACACCAUGUUCGUUCAAGACUUGAUGCACACCGAUCCGAUGAGUGAAUUGUAUCAGCGAAAAGUUUCCAAAGCGAGAACCGCUAUCGAGAAUGCUUCGACAGCUCGCUCGAUAGUUCGACAUUUGAAACAAUAUGACGGAUUGAAGCAUCAGCUGACAAAUUUGCCGUCAGAUCCAGCGAUCACGUUGUCGGCGAAAGUGGCGCGUUGGCGUCGCCGCGGUCGGCUCUCGGAGGCCGCAUUGUCGGCGCGCGUCAAAAUCCUCAAAGUGGUGACAAUGGUGCGUGUGGUGAAUCGUUGGCGUGAAAUGGCCGCCGACGUGGCUCUCGGUGCCGCGUCGCUCGUCUCGAUUAUGACAUCGACGGGAACGAGUCCGUCACACAACGACUCAAAAUUGGAUGAUGUCUCAUCGCCGUCGAGUGUCAACUACGGGCAUGGAGGUUACGGUAGACUUCGUGAAUUCACUGAUGAGGAAAGCAACAUGUGUUUGUUGUUCAACCGAGUAGUUGAUAUGGAGAAUCCCGAAAGGCAUACUGUCUAUCUCGUCGUCUCGCUUUUCGUCACAUUCUUGAGCAACAAAAACUCAACACCGACUGACGAGAAAGCGAAUGCGAAGAAGCAAUCGCUAAUAUUUCGACACUUCAACACACUCCUUGGCUAUAGCGGAACUGAGAAAUGCUUCACAAUUCCACCAGCAAGACUUCGCAAAUCGGCGGUGUGCAACGCAUUUAUCAGUGGUCUUCCGGAUGUUCUUGACCUCAAUCUGCACAUCGGAAAUCAGCUUCUUCCCACCGUCGUCCAGCUUCUCAUUCAUCUGCCAUCACCGCAGAAGCUUGCUUCUGAUCAGAAUGUCACCAAUUAUUCGUUGGUUCUUCUCACACAACACACAAGACAUUUAUGGCUUCAAUCGCUCAUUUUAAUUCUCUACAAAUACCGAUUCGAUCAAGUGCCAAUCAGUGAUAAUAUUGUGAGAUUGAUCAACAUUGUCGUAAAGACACUCCAAAAUCAAGUUCAUGAAUGCUCUGACGGUGAUCAUUGUCAGGAUGUUGACACAUGGGAAGACGUCGAAGAAAAUGCUCGAGACGACUCGGUCCCUGGUCUCAUUCGACCUGAAAGUCUCGUUGUUACAACAACGGGAAUUGCGGGACCAUCAGGAGAAGGAAUGGUCCGAAUAAUGCAACCAACAAUUGUUGAAGCCACCAUUGAUAGUCCGGAAUCCAAGAAACCCGAGGCAGUGACGAAGCCGAAAUUGAAUGCGGAAGAAAAUAUCAAGAAAAGUGUUAGUCUUCGAUGCGGACACUGCAAUGAAGAGGUCGAGAGUUUCGACGAAGAGACGAUUUCGCUUUGUCUGAUCGCCCUCGAGACAUUCCUACACCGCGAACCGUCGAUGGCAGCACCGAUUCUGUUCAAAAUCCUGCACACCGUGACCAGACUGAUUGAUGAGCCGAUGUAUCCGUGGCACAACACGGACAUGUUUGUGCCCGCCAAUUCGAGAAGUGUCGCGAAACAAAUGCUCAGGGUCUCUCUUCAUCAUCUAUCAACUUCGGCGAUUUGUCUGCAACUUUUCGACACAAAAAUUCCAAGAGCUGAAUCAUUUUGGUCAGUCGUCUCUUUAUCGUUAGCUGACUUCAAUGAACUCAAUCCAGUUUAUUUCAUUCAACUUUUAAUGGAGGAUUUGGAUGAAAAUUGGCCGACUUCGCUACGAUUGAUAAUGAAGAAUCUUGCGUUUUACACAAUCGAAAUUCCAACUGAUAUUUACUAUAAUCAUUGGACCAAUCUCAUACCUCAUAUGGAAGUUUUCUUUAGAAGAUAUCAUACAGCGAUCACGGCAAACAACGCAAAAAUGCCAUCAAAAUCUGAAAUUGAGAAUGUCAUAAUAGUAAUGAGCCACGUGUUGAAGGUUCAAAACUUUUCUUCGAUCAAGAAUGCCGUCUCGCUUGUCGAAACCUUCUCAAAAUGGUUGUCCGAAUCAUUGCACAAUGGAGAAGUCUCGUUGGAAUCGCUUCUUGGAGUUUGCACGGCUUGCAAUAGAGCAUUGAUAAGGGAGCGCGACAAACAGUGUGUUACUCGAGCAGUCGUCACUGAAUUGAUGCAAGCAAUCAAGUUCAAAGCUAAAAUGCACGAUGCGAAUUACAUCACAAUCGCGAAUAUGAUACUACAAGAUUCUGGUGAAGAUAUCGAAGUUCCUCUUCUUGAUGAUCAAUUCAACACGGCAGCAUCGGAGGCGAUCCGUCCAUUCCUCUUCGAAGUUCUAGAUUUCAUUGCGGACCUUCAUGUAAUUGCAAAACUCAAAAAGGAGACGAAUUCGGAUGCUCUUGGCGGAGAUUUGAAGGUCAAAUUGGCAGAAGCGAUUGCAGUGGAAAUGUCGCGUUCGAAUGCGCGCGAUUGUCGAACUGUCAUUCGUUUCAUUCCGUGGCUCAUGUCGCCGCCGUCAGUCACACAAGCCGCUCCCGGAGCGUUCGCCGAUUCGGUCACGAACGUCCGCGUGCUCUCAUGGCUUCUUCUCGGAGCAUUACACGCGAAUCAUUCAUGUGUUCCAGUACCAAUUGAGUGCUCGCAGCACAUGGCUGAUUAUAUUCAUUUCGUGCUCGCUGGAUUUGCCGAUCAAUCGAAACAAUCUGUUGUCCACAUGUCCGCUUUAUUCCACGCAUUUCACCUUUGCCAAUUAUGGACAGUCUAUUGUGAGAGAGCGGCCAUGUACAGCAGCACAACAGCGUUCUCACACUUAAUCGAUUUUUGGGCGCGAGUUACUCCGGCCAUUCUACAACUCCUCAGUCACUCGAAAGUGUUGGCCGAUAUGGUGAACUUGCACUUUCUGAACACAAUUCAAGCACUUCAACAAGUCAAUUCUGCACUUUUAUGCCAACUCUACUCAAUGUGGGCGCCGAUUCUCACGGCGUAUCACAGUCAGAUUCCGAAUCAGCUUCCAAUGAAACUCGACAGCUGCCAGAAUCAACCAUCUUUGGAAGCACCGCUGGUCACCGAAUGGCUCAAAAAAGUUCGGUACAAGAUAUCACAGGUCGAAUUGCAAACGUCCGCAGCAUCGCCUUAUUAUACUGUCUGA
Molecule: messenger RNA, 6336 nt
Organism: Caenorhabditis bovis
Lineage: Eukaryota; Metazoa; Nematoda; Chromadorea; Rhabditida; Rhabditidae
Source: the annotation of a GenBank genome assembly